Messenger RNA from Ipomoea nil (Japanese morning glory), 1378 nucleotides. RefSeq lists its product as uncharacterized. The coding region runs from base 131 to 1156 and encodes 341 amino acids. The transcript has 5 exons. Lineage: Eukaryota; Viridiplantae; Streptophyta; Magnoliopsida; Solanales; Convolvulaceae. The record is from RefSeq and is a predicted model, not a curated record.
GAUUGAAGGCUGCUCUUCAGUGUGCCUUCUUCUGCUUGGGCGCUGAAACUGCUAGCAGCAGAGUUGCAGAGCAGCACAGCUCACGUAGUCAAACCCCAGUCAAGCACCCUCCUUUCUACUUCACUCAGUUAUGUAUAAAUAUGCAAUUGCAGCAACAGUUGGUGCUCUGGGUUGGGCUUAUCUGGCACUAAUAAAGCCCCCCUCUCCAAAAGUUUGUGGCUCACCAGGUGGUCCUCCUGUGAUUUCGCCAAGGGUCAAACUCAGUGAUGGGAGACAUCUGGCUUACAGAGAGAGAGGCGUGCCCAAAGAAACGGCCAGAUACAAGAUCAUCAUUGUCCAUGGCUUUGAUAACUCUAAAGAUUUGGAGUUGCCUCUCUCUCAAGACCUCAUUGAAGAGCUCCAAAUAUAUCUCUUGUCAUAUGAUCGGGCAGGAUACGGAGAGAGCGAUCCAUAUCCAAGGCGGAGCGUAAAGAGCGAAGCAUUUGAUAUUCAGGAACUGGCUGACAAGUUGCAAGUAGGACCUAAGUUUUACGUGAUUGGCAUGUCGAUGGGAGCAUAUAUCAUUUACAGUUGCCUAAAGUACAUACCACACAGGUUGGCUGGAGCUUCACUUGUAGUUCCGUUUGUCCACUACUGGUGGCCUCAUUUUCCCGCUAAAAUAUCAAAAGAAGCCCUGCAGAAACAACUCAUACAAGACCAAUGGACAUUCAAAAUGGCGCAUUAUGCUCCAUGGCUGUUCUAUUGGUGGAUGACUCAAAAAUGGUUUCCUUCUUUAAGUGCUCUGCAAGGGAACAUGGCUAUUUUCUGCCCCCAAGAUCUGGAAACCAUAAAGCAGCUAAUGGAAGGCCCCCCUAAUGACAAUCAGGAAAGACUAAGGCAACAGGGUGUUUAUGAAUCACUAUACCGAGACAUAAUGGUUGGUUAUGCAAAAUGGGAAUUCAGUCCAUUGGAUUUAAUCAAUCCAUUUCCCAACAAUGAGGGCUCUGUCCACAUUUGGCAAGGUCAGGAAGAUAAAAUCAUCCCGGCUGUAGCGAAUCGCUAUAUAUCCGAGCAACUCCCCUGGAUUCAGUACCACGAGGUUCCAGACGGAGGGCAUUUGAUUAUUUUCAACGCGAGUGUAUGCGAAACCAUCUUCAGGAAAUUAGUAGGUGCAUGAGAUGGGUGUAUAGCUGACAUGUGAGGAAUACAAAGUUGAAAAUAAAGACCCCAGUGGGGAUUGAGGAUGAAAAGAUUGACCUCAGUUGUAAAAGCUAUGUACUCUGUUUACAAGUAUUGUUAUCUAAUGUUAAUGCUGGUAUUGGUGAAUACAUUAAAAUGAACAAGUUCAUGUAAUGGAAGGGCUGUUUCUGUAAUAAGGGUGCUUUUGUUUUCUGGUUCA